UGCCAUAAGAGGGAGUCAAGUUUCUUAAAUGCACCGUUUUCUCCCGCUGCACAAACAGAACUCCAGAGCACACUGACCGGACACAGGGGGGGGGGAAUAUUGCCUGAUUAUUUUCUCCCGUAGUGGCUGUCGGGAAAACUCAUAUCUGCGGUUGGAUAGUGAGUCGGUCGGUCAGUUCGCCCCUUCAGCAUUCACCCGCAACUUCGCCUGUCCGCCGCAGCUGAAGAACAAGGUGGUUCAUGAUCACCAGGAAGCUCUUGGGUUUUUCAUACCUGGAUUAACUCGCAGGCGACGAGAUUGUUUUCUUGUGCUUUUACUCUUUUGUAACGGGGAGACUUUUUCUCUGUCAGAAUGUUGUGGAAAUUAGCUGACAACGUCAAGUAUGAGGAUGACUGUGAGGAAAGGCACGACGGCAACAGCAAUGGGAACCCCCGGCUGCCUCACCUGCCCGCGGUCAGCCAGCACCUCUACAGCCCGUCUCCCUCCCUCUCACAUUCGGCCAGUUCGGACUUCCAGCCCCCGUACUUCCCGCCUCCCUACCAGCCCAUCUCCUACCCGCAGUCCAGCGACCCUUACUCGCACCUCGGCGACCCUUUCAACAUCAACUCCAUACACCAGUCGCCGUCGUCGAACCAGCAGCAAUGGCCCGGGCGGCAGGGCCAGGAGGGCCUCGGAGCGCACGGGAGGAGCGGGCUGGCGAGUCAGAUCCUGGGCCUGGAGGGAGGCUCGUCCGGGGUGAGGAGGGAAGGGUUCCGGCGGCCGGAGCUGCUGCCUCCACAUGUGCACGGCAUAGAGUCGUCGGUUAUUGGUGAUAACAUGGGGAUGCACGACAUGGGGCACGGGAUGGAGGAUGUUCAACAUGUAGAUGACCACAGUAUUAUUAUGGCAGAUCAGACAGUCAUCAAAAAAGUAUUAGGACUACGAGGUGGCAGGAACCUUGAUCGCUUACAGAGGACUUAUUAUCAGGGGGGCAUUCUUGCGGGUCCUGUCACUCUUCCCAAAGGCAACGCGCUGGGUCUUCCGUUCCAGAAAGAGUCCCUGCUGGGCAUGGUGUCGAACCCCACAGAGGUUUUCUGCUCCGUACCGGGCCGUCUUUCCUUGCUGAGCUCCACAUCCAAGUACAAGGUUACCGUGGCUGAAGUCCAGAGACGUCUAUCACCCCCUGAGUGCCUCAACGCAUCGCUCCUGGGAGGGGUUUUACGCAGAGCCAAGUCAAAAAAUGGAGGUCGCUCUCUGAGAGAGAAGCUGGAUAAGAUUGGACUCAACCUGCCUGCAGGAAGAAGGAAGGCAGCGAAUGUCACUCUGCUUACCUCACUAGUAGAAGGUGAAGCUGUUCAUUUAGCCAGAGACUUUGGUUACGUGUGUGAGACAGAGUUCCCUGCAAAGGCAAUUGCUGAAUACCUGGGCAGGCCACACGUGGAACGCAACGAGGUUAACUCUCGCAAGAACAUGCUGCUUGCUGCCAAGCAAAUCUGCAAGGAGUUCACUGACCUGCUCACUCAGGACCGUUCACCUCUGGGAAACUCGCGGCCGGCCCCCAUCAUGGAGCCUGGAAUCCAAGGCUGCCUGACCCACUUCAGCCUCAUCACUCACGGCUUUGGCUCUCCGGCCAUCUGCGCCGCCAUGACCUCGCUUCAGAACUACCUGAACGAGGCCCUCAAACAAGUGGACAAGAUGUACCUGAGCUCUGGUAGCGACACCCAGGGAUCCUCAGACAGUGGGAGCAAAUCUACCGACAAAAUGGACAAGCACAGGAAAUGAGAGCUCAGAGGAGAAUCCUUAUGAACUUGAGAACCCCCCCGACUCCCUUAAUCUCGCCACCCUGUCUGCCCUUUUUGGACUUUUUUCAAAUCAAUAUUGAUUGAUAAGUAUUGUCAUUUUGAGAGCUGAAUUUGUGUGUGAAUGUGUGAGUGUGUGUGUGUGUACUCGCACUGUUAUAUUUUUGUUGAGAAGUUGAUGAUUUCCAAGAACCAUUCACAGCUGGCUACAAAUCAGUCCGCACCUACGGUGAACGCCUGUGCACUGGUCCUAAUGGGAGCCCACCUCAUGAGCGCGUAAAAUACAACAUAUCACACCAACUGCAGUUCCAUACAGUUGCCAAUGUGCUGAUGCUACAACUACGGGACCUGCUGUCUGUUGACAAGAGGAAAAGAACAAAGUCGGUACUGUUUUUUUCUCCCUAGAGGACAUCAUUUCAAGAUGAGUUGCUGUGGCUGUGAAUUCCUCUCAGCUCCCCUCCCCACCUCCUCCUGCUCUGUCUGGAGGCAAAUCCACUGAUUUCCUGUGUCUCAAUAGACUUGCAAAGGACAAUUUUUAUAUGAGAAAGAGAGAGAAGAAAAUCCACUUCAUUUUCUUUCUUUCUUUUUUUUUUGUGUGCUUGAUUUGUACGACCACUUCAAAAUGGCUCCAGUGUUAUUGUGCUUUGUUCACGAAAGAUGAUUUGAAUCUUAUGUAGGCCUGAAUGAAAAUGAGAAAAGAUGAUUUUUGGUUUUUCAGUCUGUGUUUGGUCAGAAACCAGAGACUUUACAGCCUCUUCAGUGUUCAUGUGAAUUACAGGCGUAGCAAUGCUUGCAUUGUUACUCUCUCUUUAAAACCUGGCGGCGUUAUUUUUGUGACCACGUUAGGUACUCAUCAUUCUUAGUAUUUAAAAAAAACCCAAGUUACCAUCAACCUACCAAUCACUUCAGCCCUGCCAGAGUGUGUGUACGUCGUGAGAAUGAGUGUAAAUGUAUAUAUUUCUUUCUUUAAAAAUGUUUUUAAUUAGACAUUAAAUUCCAAACAUAGAAUUUUAUCCAGCGUCUCGUCCUGGAUGUAAAUAUUUUCUAAUUUAUGUUGUAAUUUAAUGGGCUUGUGUAAAUAAUGGUAUCAUUCUGGUGUAUGGUUUCACUUUUUAUGAUGAUGUGUUCAACUUUUAUAAAUGGGUUAGUUUUUUAUCGAGUAGAGGUUAGGAAGUGGGCAUGAUAUACUUUUCUGAGAAUAUGUAAAAAAAAACAACUGUUUUAAAGUUUCAGGAAAAAAUAAAAAUAAAAUGAAAGACUGA
Epinephelus lanceolatus (giant grouper) is the source of this 3040-nucleotide messenger RNA. RefSeq names its product transcription factor AP-2 gamma (activating enhancer binding protein 2 gamma) (gene tfap2c). Gene Ontology annotation, cellular component: nucleus. Gene Ontology annotation, molecular function: DNA-binding transcription factor activity, RNA polymerase II-specific; RNA polymerase II transcription regulatory region sequence-specific DNA binding. Lineage: Eukaryota; Metazoa; Chordata; Actinopteri; Perciformes; Serranidae. Gene Ontology annotation, biological process: regulation of transcription by RNA polymerase II; regulation of cell population proliferation; anatomical structure development. The record is from RefSeq and is a predicted model, not a curated record.